Molecule: messenger RNA, 3123 nt
Organism: Aspergillus tanneri
Lineage: Eukaryota; Fungi; Ascomycota; Eurotiomycetes; Eurotiales; Aspergillaceae
Exons: 4
Coding region: 1-3123 (1040 amino acids)
Biological process (GO): positive regulation of transcription by RNA polymerase II; DNA-templated transcription
Molecular function (GO): zinc ion binding; DNA-binding transcription factor activity, RNA polymerase II-specific; sequence-specific DNA binding
Source: RefSeq, a predicted model, not a curated record
AUGAAAAGCGAGGCUCCUCAAGAUUCCUACCAGCACGUGGUAGUGCAGGGAUUGCCCUAUGAUCGCGGACUCUCUCACGGGCAACAGGCCAAGGGGAAGAUCCUACGCAAUAUAGAUCAUUAUAAACAACCGGGAAAACUAGUCCCAUGGCCAAUUGCGCUGGAAAUAAUUCAAAAAUGCUACAUUCCCGGUCUGUCAAAGUACUGGCCAUCUGGACUAGAGGAGAUGCGAGGUGUCGCAGCCGGAGCGGGAGUUGAACUGGAGGAUAUAAUUUUGCUGAAUGCGCGAUACGAUCUUUCACACAUCAGAGUUCCCUCUACAGCAUCGGAAGAUAGUUGGGAAACCUCCACUUCCAACGGCAUGAAUGAACAUGACCAGGAGGGGAGCGCUGAUUCUCCAUCAGAGUGCACCAGCGCUAUCAUUCUUUCACAAGCCACCUUCAAUAGAGAUGUCUUCACCGCACAGAAUUGGGACAUGUCAGAACGACUACUCACCGAGGAUGGAAUCAUCUACCUGGAGAUCCAUCCUGAUCCCUCGGAGAAAAUGCCAUCCAUGUUCCUGGUCACCGAAGCCGGCCAACUAUGCCGGUCAGGGAUGAACUCCGCGGGGCUCGGAUUAACAGCGAACUCCCUCCAGAGCUCCAUCGACGCCAUCCCCUUUUCUCUCGAGGCCACCUCGAAAGAGGAUAUUCCAGCUAUUCCUCCCUGCGCCGCUCUCCGACGACUGUUCCUUGAAAGCUCGUAUUACGCUGAUGGCCUCAAACGCGUUGCGAGAACCCCACGGCACGUUUCCUGCAAUUUAAUGCUGUCGACCGAUGACAAUAUGGGGAUCUGCCUCGAAGUGACGCCAAAAACGAUCUUUAGUGUGUCAGGGUCGGGAGGCUCUGAUAUUCCCUACAUUCUGCAUAGCAAUCAUUUUCAAACCCCUUCAUUUCUGUACCAGUCAGAGAUUCAGGAUACUCUCGCGGGCGGCAGCUCCUGGUACCGUGGUGAUAGACUGGAGGCCUGUAUUCGGAGACAAGCUCGGACUGGUCUCCUCAAUGACAUCGAUCUGAUCAAUGGAUUUCAAGACCACGCGGGAUAUCCACACAGUCUUUGUGAGCACUCUGUAGGUCAGAAAGUGAAGUUGCCUUCCGGACAAAAGGGCCCAAAUCCUUAUUCCGGUCCCACGUGUACCGUUAGCUGUGUGAUUUAUAAUCUGUCAAAACGGGUAAUCAAGACUGCCGGAUCAAGCCACGAGCAAGCGAGACUGCUGCAAUAUGCCAAAGACUUGGAGAAAAAGGUCGCGGAACUGGAAGCCCGUGUCCGGGGUAGCCCUGUCAACCAGAUGUCGUCGCGUGAGAGCAACGAAUCUCCACAGGGCAACGAAAUAGCCACUGAGCCUUAUUCAUUAACAACGGAAUUAUCGACCGACGUGGCGCUUCUGAGCAUGAAUGCGACGGCGGAGCCGUUCUACAUUGGCGCCACGUCGGGCUUCUCGUUGUCGAAAAUGGUGGAAGGAAUCCUAUCGCAGGGAUCAUUGACUAGCUCGGCUAUCGAACGGGGUGCGCCUCUAUUGAUUCAGGGUAAUCGGGGGGAUCCACAAAGUUGUGAGGCCGAUUCCCUUGAAGAGGAUCCCCAGUUGGAGCUGAAACUGGCGGAGAUCUUCUUCAGUCGCAUUCACCCACGGUAUCCCUUUCUUGAUAAGGCGUCGUUCUACAGCUUCUUGGAAUGGUAUCAAAGUCCGCCUUCACGAGUAGACACCCGAUCGGAGUACGACAAUCUGAGACUCUUCCAGCUGCAUAUGGUAUUUGCCAUCAGUGCCCGACUCCUCCAGCUUCAUCCGGAAAUGGACAGGAAAGUCAGUCCGGAUAUUCAUUAUUCGAAUGCGACUCGAUUCUUGGAUGGGGCCCUCAGGAUAUCUGGAUACCAAAGGGUCCAAUGUUUGCUUCUCUUGGUUCUGUAUGUUCUUCGCACUCCAGGUAGUAUCUCCAACCUGGGAAGUUGGCACAUCGUCGGAAUCGCCAUGCGUUAUGCUGUGGAGUCCGGUAUGCACCGGAAUAUAAGAAGCCACAAUUCCCAGAUCCGGAAUCCCUACAUGGUUGAGUUGAAAAGACGCGUUUUCUGGAGCACGUACAUCCUUGACCGCGCGGUCUCUCUGACACUCGGGAGGCCAUUCGCAUUAUCGGAGAGUGAUAUCGACGUUCCUCUCCCCGUUGACAUUGACGAUGAUAUCACUGAUGCAGAUAUAAUCCUUCAACUUCAGCAAGCACAUCAAAUUCCGUCAUCUACGGGAUAUGAUGUUUCCGAAACAUCUAACCUAUCCUCAUUUGUCCAUCUAUGUAGACUUAGGCGAUUGGAAAGUAGGAUAAAGCAAAAGAUUUACAGCACCGAUAUCCCAUUAAGCACGUCGGACAAUUCUUACGAUGAGACCCUCGACUCGCUACGAAACGAGCUCACGGAGUGGCUAGACAGGGUCCGACGUCAACCGGAACCUGAAUCUGAACCUAAGAGAGACUAUUGCGUAUACGACACCCAGGAAUUCUACCGCAUCCAAUACAGCAAGUCGCUACGUAUGCUUCUCCAACAUAGAAUCAGCCCGACAGCAGCCGCAGCCCACGAGGCCGAGCAAUCCAAAACCGCAGAAUACCUGACAUUAAGCUCCCGGGCGGCAGGCGAUAUCUGCCAGUAUUACAAGACGCUGCACCAGCGACGACCGCUCGGAUGGAAUCUCCUCGCACUUCAUUCCAUUUUCACCGCCGGGCUUACACUACUCUACUGUAUCUGGGCCGACAAGUGCAGUGCCGAUAUGGGCCGCUUCGAGGAUGUCCGAGCGUGCUCGAAUGUUCUCUUUGCCAUUGCGGAGCGAUGGCCGACGGCGAAGCGAUUUCGGGAUAUCUUCGAGGUGCUUGCGCAGAGGAUGGCAGACUUGGUUGCUGCCCAGGUUCAGAAUCACGAAGAGUUGGAUGAUCAGCCGUAUGGCCCGGAGUAUGAGUGUGGUCUGGGUGCUCUUGCGGAGACAAUGGGAUUCGCGGCUUCGCACAACGGGGACUUUUGGGCCAUGCUUGAUGAGCUUGUUGAUGACGAGUAUAUUCGACAUCAGUUCCGGUUGGAUGGACUGGAGAGUCAAUGGGAGGAUUUUUGA